CGCCGCCCACGGUGCUCCCGGCGGGCACGGGCUUGGCGGCGCCGGCUCCCGAGCCAUGGGGAGGCUGGUGGCUCUGAGCUUGCUGGGGAUAGCGCUGGCGCUCCUGGGCGAGAGGCUCCUGGCGCUCAGGAAUCGACUUAAAGCCUCCAGAGAAGUAGAAUCUGUAGACCUUCCAAACUGCCACCUCAUUAAAGGAAUCGAAGCUGGCGCAGAUGAUAUUGACAUACUUCCCAAUGGUCUGGCUUUCUUUAGUGUGGGUUUAAAAUGUCCAGGACUCCACAGCUUUUCCCCAGAUAAGCCUGGAGGGAUACUAAUGAUGGAUCUCAAAGAAGAAAACCCGAGGGCGCUGGAAUUAAGAAUCAGCCGAGGGUUCAAUUUGGCUUCAUUUAAUCCACAUGGUAUUAGCACUUUCAUAGACCACGAUGACACAGUUUACCUCUUUGUUGUAAACCACCCAGAAUUCAAGAAUACAGUGGAAAUUUUUAAAUUUGAAGAAGAAGAAAAUUCUCUUUUGCAUCUAAAAACAAUCAAACAUGAACUUCUUCCAAGUGUGAAUGAUAUCAUAGCUGUCGGACCAGCACAUUUCUAUGCCACCAAUGACCACUAUUUCUCUGAUCCUUUCUUAAAGUAUUUGGAAACAUACUUCAACUUACACUGGGCAAAUGUUGUUUACUACAGUCCAAAUGAAGUUAAAGUGGUAGCGGAAGGAUUUGAUGCAGCAAACGGGAUCAAUAUUUCACCUGAUAAAAAGUACAUCUACGUUGCUGAUAUUCUGGCUCAUGAAAUUCACGUUUUGGAAAAACACCCUAAUAUGAACUUAACUCAACUGAAGGUACUCAAGUUGGAUACACUAGUGGAUAAUUUAUCUAUCGAUCCUUCCUCGGGGGACAUCUUGGUAGGCUGUCAUCCUAAUGGCCAGAAGCUCUUCAUUUAUGACCCGAACAAUCCUCCGUCAUCAGAGGUUCUCCGCAUCCAGAAUAUUCUAUCUGAGAAGCCUACCGUGACGACUGUUUAUGCCAACAAUGGAUCUGUUCUCCAGGGAAGUUCUGUGGCCUCAGUGUAUGAUAGGAAGCUGCUCAUAGGCACUUUGUACCACAGAGCCCUUUAUUGUGAGCUCUAAAUUGUACCUUUGGUAUACAAGUGUGCUAACUUCUUUUAACAAUUGAUUUUCUAUGAAUUGCUAAAUCUGUGGGGAUUUAACCAUGAACAAUGGACCCAGAAAUGUAUGACACAUACUGUUCCUUUUGUUUCAGCAAGGAAAGGCCCCUUCAGUUUGGAUAGCACUUUUAAUAGAAAAGGUAUAGAAGGAAGAGGGACAGUGUUUAAAACUGCAGAGUAAAGGAGAGAGAAAAUAGCCGCUUCCAGUCAAGUGGGCACACCGAACAAAAUAAGCCUCCUUUCUCUGCCUUCCAACUGCCAGAGCUUGCAUUCCACUGAUACAGGGUAGACUGCAUUUCCUUAAAAUGUGAGUGACCUCGGCUCCGACAGGGUGACCACUGUGACUGCUCAGAACUACUGAUAGAUAACAUUGGGCUGUUUUCUCCUUACAGCUUUGUUUACUGCUAACAAGUUGGGGUUCUAUUAAAGGCUAACUGACAUCCAAGUUUUUUGCCUGUUGUUUGAUUCUCAAGGCGUGUCCUCGGGAGGGGAAUGGGAAAGUGGCCCCUUCCUUGUGGGGUUUCCCUGGGAUCGGCAGGCAUGGCAAUGUUAAUUUCUCCCAUUGAAAGCUGAAUGUAAAUAAGCUCUUUCUUUGAAUAAAAUGGAACAAAGAAUUAA
This is a messenger RNA of Suricata suricatta (meerkat), 1776 nucleotides long. Its product is annotated as serum paraoxonase/arylesterase 2. The record is from RefSeq and is a predicted model, not a curated record. The transcript has 9 exons. Gene Ontology annotation, cellular component: extracellular region. NCBI's taxonomy places the organism in Eukaryota, Metazoa, Chordata, Mammalia, Carnivora, Herpestidae. Gene Ontology annotation, molecular function: arylesterase activity. The coding region runs from base 56 to 1120 and encodes 354 amino acids.